AGUUUCAGGAAGGUCCAGACAGCACCUCAAGCUACAGUAUUCCCUUGGUUUGUUUGUACUGGCCCUGGAUUCAAUUUACUGACAAGGGGGCGGCACGGUAACGUAGCGGUUAGCACGAUGCUAUUGCAGCGCCAGCGAUCGGGGUUCGAUUCCCGUUGCUGUCUGUAAGGAGUUUGUACGUUCUCCCAUGUCUGCGUGGGUUUCCUCCAGGUGCUCCAGUUUCCUCCCACAUUGCAAAAAGACAUACGGAUAUUACAGACUAAGGAUGUCUCAGAUAAAGAAGGUUUCCUCGGUUUAUAUUCAACUUGCUAAUCCUGGGACUAUCAGCACCCCGAAGACGUAUAAAUCUCUUGAAGCUGCGAGGGCGGACGAUCAUGGCCGCCAAAAGUUAGUGCCAUCUGCAGCCAAGUCCAGGAGCCCCUCCAAUAGAUUCGAAAAUGUGGGUGUGAAAGGAGUGGUAGGGACCAUGCCAUCAGACUUGCAUUCUGUUAGUGAAGAUUACCCCCCCCCUCCCCCUCCACCUGCUCCAGAAAACACAAGAGAUGCUUUUCCCCCAAGUGAGAUGCCACUUCCACCUCCACCACCACCUCUGCUUUCUGAUGGGACAGUUCCAACUUUGAAUGAUUCCAACCAAACCAAUGUGCAGAAGUCAUAUGGUGGAGCAGGCUCCAAACAGCAGGAAUUCUCUCCACCCUCUGAAUCUGAGAAACACAGCAUUCCAAAUGUGGGAAUCAAACUGGAAAAUUCAUCACCUCAAACAGUGAAUGACAAGCUGAAUGGGUUACCAGGUUCCAGAGCAGAUAUCUGCGCAUUUUGCAACCAAGCAAUUCUUCCAACUCUCCCCGCUGUUCAAGCCAUGGACAAACUAUUCCAUGAGAAUUGUUUGAAGUGUAGAAAAUGUAACUGCAGACUGGUGGGAAAAAACUAUUACAAUCUGGAUGGCGACCCUCACUGUGAAUCCUGCUACCAGAACACCUUGGAGAAGUGUGGAAAAUGCAAUAAGAUCAUAAUGAAUCAGAUUAUUAGAGCUAUGGGCAAAGCUUUCCAUCCUGAGUGCUUCACAUGUGUUGUCUGUCACCGGCUUAUUGGAACGGAGCGUUUUGGAGUGAACCAAGCUAAUGAGAUUCACUGCCUUGAAGACUACCAGAGGAGAUAUGCCCCACAGUGCUGUGUCUGCAAAAUGCCAAUCAUACCAGAAACUGGACAGGAGGAGUGCAUCAACAUUGAACUGUUUGGGCUCCGCUUUCACGUGAACUGUUAUAGAUGUGAGAAAUGUGGAAUUUUACUAUCUCCUGAUCCAACUGAGGAAGGAUGUUUUCCACUCAACAAACAGAUCCUUUGCAAGACUUGUCACACAUCCCUGAAUACCAUCUCCACUACUUGAAGACCAGAUUUUAGAGAUGAAUUAUUCAACUUGUGAACUGUUGUAUGUUUUGUUGUUGCAAAUCUCUACUCUUUCAUUUAUAAUCACUUCAAACAGACAAUAUCAGAUCCCGUAUCUCUGAAAGAUCAUUCCUCAGACUCCAUUUACGUUAGAAGCUUCUAUAAAGCUCAGCUCUAUUGCGCCAAAUAAACCCGAAAAUCCCUGGUUUGAUUGCUAAUCAAUGAUCAAACCCAAGAAAAAAAACCAUCAGCUGUAUAACUGGCAUCAGCACCCUUCCUACCAGUUUAGUGACAGCACUGAGGGGCUAUACAAACUGACACAAACAAUCACAUUUUCUCUGUUGUGAUAUUAUGGCACCACUGGUUUUUUUUAACCGUGUAUUAAUCAAAACAGCAUUAUCAGAUUGGGCAGGUAUGGAGUGGAAGGCCUGCACAAUUAAUUGGUUUACUGCUCCAUGUAUUAUGAUGAGCAAAGUGAAUUAGCUUGAGUGAGGACUAUACAUAAACUUGGCGUAAUAGGGAAAAGAAAUGCAAGAAAGUGCAUUUGCAAAAGCCUAUCAAAGGGUGGACACAGGCACAAUGGGCAAAAUGGCCUGUUUCUAAGCUAGUUCCACAAAAUACAAGUGCAUUCAUGUCUUUUCAUCUUGUACCCACCUUCCUUACACCAGCCCCAAAUAUACUGCUGUCAAUCCCAAGCACUAACCAAUCUUUCAAUAUGUAGCACAUUUGAUAUACUAUUACGCAUUAAAAGUUGUGAAUCUUUGUACUUGAGAUUUCUGUUCCCAUUUACUUUGGAUCAGAAGUUGCAUACGUCGAAUAACACUGACUCUCAAAAUAUAUUUGUAUUAAAUAAAAGUAAUCAAUCAUG
Molecule: messenger RNA, 2251 nt
Organism: Pristis pectinata (smalltooth sawfish)
Lineage: Eukaryota; Metazoa; Chordata; Chondrichthyes; Rhinopristiformes; Pristidae
Gene: fblim1
Product: filamin binding LIM protein 1
Exons: 8
Coding region: 188-1384 (398 amino acids)
Biological process (GO): cell-cell adhesion
Cellular component (GO): stress fiber; focal adhesion
Molecular function (GO): filamin binding
Source: RefSeq, a predicted model, not a curated record